GGCACUGCACUGAGAAUUCGGGCACAGCAGCACUAUCAAACCUCGCACACAACUAGGAAAUAUCGCUAGUUAGCUACAAGCUAACCGCUGAAACAUAGGCUCGGAGAGGAGAUAAAACGAAAGGCUAAACGGGACAGUUUCCAACCUGGCGGGACUUCUUGGUUGCAUUUGCAAUUCCACAGUGCCCAGAGAUCGGCGAGACGGUCGUGUUUGCAAGUUUGAGCUGGUCUCUACUGUGCCUGCAGGUGUAACUCGCAGCCAUGCCGUUCCCUUUUGGCAAGUCCCACAAGUCCCCCGCAGACAUAGUGAAAAACCUGAAGGACAGCAUGUCUGUGUUGGAAAAGCAAGACAUCUCUGACAAAAAAGCAGAGAAGGCCACAGAGGAGGUGUCCAAAAACCUGGUGGCCAUGAAGGAGAUCCUGUACGGCACCAACGAGAAGGAGCCGCAAACAGAGGCGGUGGCACAGCUAGCCCAGGAGCUGUACAACAGUGGGCUCCUCAGCACCUUGAUAGCAGACCUGCAGCUGAUUGACUUUGAGGGCAAAAAGGAUGUGGCUCAGAUAUUCAACAAUAUUCUCAGGAGGCAAAUUGGGACGCGGACACCUACGGUAGAAUACAUCUGUACCCAACAGAAUAUAUUGUUUAUGUUAUUAAAGGGGUACGAAUCAGCAGAAAUAGCUUUGAAUUGUGGGAUCAUGCUGAGAGAAUGCAUCAGACAUGAACCAUUGGCCAAAAUAAUUCUGUGGUCGGAGCAGUUCUACGAUUUCUUCAGAUAUGUUGAGAUGUCGACAUUUGACAUUGCCUCGGAUGCAUUCGCCACUUUUAAAGAUUUGCUCACGAGACACAAGCUUCUCAGCGCAGAGUUUUUGGAGCAGCAUUAUGACAGAUUCUUCAGUGAGUAUGAGAAGUUGCUCCAUUCAGAAAACUAUGUGACUAAAAGGCAAUCUCUGAAGUUGCUGGGUGAGCUGCUCUUAGACCGACACAAUUUCACCAUCAUGACAAAAUACAUCAGUAAACCAGAAAAUCUCAAGUUAAUGAUGAACCUUCUACGGGACAAGAGUCGCAAUAUCCAGUUUGAGGCCUUCCAUGUUUUCAAGGUGUUUGUAGCUAAUCCAAACAAGACACAGCCCAUCUUGGACAUAUUGCUGAAGAAUCAGACAAAACUAAUUGAGUUUCUCAGCAAGUUCCAGAACGACAGGACGGAGGACGAACAGUUCAACGAUGAAAAGACCUAUUUGGUGAAGCAAAUCAGGGAUUUGAAGAGACCGGCUCCACAGGAGGCCUGACGGUCAUGUCCAGAACAUCCGAGCAACGUCUGAACAACGGACCCUGCAGCAGCUGCUGUUCCAAUAUCGAACAUUGAAGCACCCUAAUCAACACAUGAGGAAUUAUACUGCUAAUCUGCUGUUCGGUGGACAUUUCUCUUUUCCUGACUUUUAUUUUGAGGUUCCUUAAAAAAAUAGAUGCUGCUUUAAUACACAUUAGGACAUGAUGUGAUCAAUACUCCUCAGCAAAGAAAAGGUCAUCCAAACAGAACAAUAUAAACAAAGAUAUCUUUAACAUUUUCAAUGCUAUGUAGUAGACUUCAUGAAGCACACACGCACACACACACACAGAUAUACACAGACACUGCUAGAUUUUCAGCAUUGGAUUGGUGUUGACAAGGUACCGGCAAGGUGAACUUGGACUAGUUGCAUGCCUUUUUAAAUCUGAUGAAACCAUCCGUAUACUUGCGCCUGCUCUGUUCUUCGCCUGAAUAUUUAGCACAUGUGACCUGUGCUCACUUAAAUUGCACGCGCAUUACAGUAGUAGCUGCAAUUCUAUGCCUUGAUCAAAAAAAAAGAAAAAAAAAACUAUUGUGCUUUUAAUGUGAUUAUAUGGGAACAUGCAACUACAGUGUAAGUUUUACAGAACAAAAUGGUAUAGCAGAAUGCCUAAUAUGUAUGUAAAGAAAUCCUGAGUGGGUUUUGGAGGGAGAAGAGUGAACAUGUACAUACGCCUUUUUUUGCUUUGUAGAUUUUUUUUUGUUGUUCCAGAUGAUAUGAAUAUAUAUAUAUAACCUGA
Molecule: messenger RNA, 2064 nt
Organism: Megalops cyprinoides (Indo-Pacific tarpon)
Lineage: Eukaryota; Metazoa; Chordata; Actinopteri; Elopiformes; Megalopidae
Gene: cab39
Product: calcium binding protein 39
Exons: 9
Coding region: 261-1286 (341 amino acids)
Biological process (GO): intracellular signal transduction
Molecular function (GO): protein serine/threonine kinase activator activity
Source: RefSeq, a predicted model, not a curated record